UGAAUCUGUUGUUGAUUUUUCUUUUUCCUUCCCUUUUUAUUUUAAUUUUUAUGGGUUAGUUUUUUUUUUUUCUUCGUUUGAUUGAUUUGAAUCUGUACUGUUCUUGCUACGAUUGGGGGACUUUUGAUUUCUGGGGCUUGUCGAAUCGUUGGCUUUUAUUGUUUAUUUUGUUUGGUUGGUGAGAAAGUCUGGGAGAACGAGAGAAACUGAACUUGGAAUGUUGAAUAUCGAUUGGGGAUCUGGAGAACAAUUGAAAGGGAAGAUAAAAAGAAGAAAAAUUACGUCAAUUGAGCUUAAUGGGACUUAUGGUCUUGUGAAGGUCGGUGACCUUUCGAUGAUGGUAGUACUUUAUUUGGCUCUUGCUGCUUGCUUGAUGCUUGAUUAUGCUUUGUGAUUUUCUCCAAGGGUCCUUUUGAAGGUUUGAAUCAUGAAGAUAUCUAUGAGUUGUCUCUUUGGUUUUGUUGAUUGAUAUAUUAUUGGCAAUAUUUUCUGGUUUCUGAUUUACUCAUGAAGAUGCUUGUGAGGUGGUGUCUUUGGGAUUGGAAGUUACACCCAUAACCUAGAAAGUAGGAACCCGAACAUCGCGAGGGAGGAGAAAACAUGGGGGAGGCCGGCGUCACAACUUUGACCGUAGAGAAUUAUCCUCCAUCCACAUUUUUGUCAAUGGAUUCGGGUUCUUUAUCACAUGAUGAAUUGGAGAGAGAGAUGAACCGAUCAGCCCUCUUUUCUCAACCACCUGAUAUUAAUCUCCCAUUGUUCUCUGAGCCUUGUCCAACUCCACUGACUUGGAAUGACCCUUGUGACAUCUUGGAUGCUGGCCUUGGGAAUCAAAUUUAUGGGGCUGAGGCAGUUGUUAACAUCUCAAAAGUUGCACGAAAAUGUGCCAAGCGGAUUGAUAGCAUGUGGGGUGCGUGGUUCUUCUUUAGUUUCUACUUCAAGCCUGUUUUAAAUGACAAGUCCAAGUGUAAAAUAACUAGGGACAGCAAUGGUGUGUCUGGGUAUGAGAAAUCGAACUUGCAGCUUGAUGCUUUCUUGGUUCAGCAUGAUAUGGAGAACUUGUACAUGUGGGUUUUCAAGGAACGGCCUGACAAUGCACUGGGUAAGAUGCAGCUUAGGAGUUAUAUGAAUGGGCAUUCACGUCAAGGUGAGCGCCCAUUUCCAUAUAGUGUGGACAAGGGUUUUGUCCGUUCUCAUAGGAUGCAAAGGAAGCACUACAGGGGUCUUUCGAACCCUCAGUGUGUUCAUGGGAUUGAAGUUGUUCGGUCACCCAACUUCAUGAAUCUUGAUGAGGAGGAAAAGAAAAGGUGGAUGGGACUCACAGGGAGAGAUAUAAACUUCGGUAUCCCACAAGAAGCCAGUGAUUUUGGAUCUUGGAGGAAUAUUUCAAACGCUGAAUUCAUUGUUGAGCGGCCAGCCCUCCCAUUGACUGGCGUUAAUCAGCACGCAAGAAAAUUGCUGAAUGGUACUGCUUUGAAUUUAUCAACUCCACCACCAGACCACAUCAGCAGUGGUGAUGCAAUGGAUCUUUCCCCCGUCUCCCACAAACGGAAGGAUUCCUUUGCACAUUUUAACAAUGAUGAAUGUUUGCCUACUCUGCAUUCUGACAGAGGUCUGGACAUGAAAAUCCACCCAGUUGAGCCAGCUUGGGUAAACGAGUUUAGCGGCACAAUGAAGAAUAUUUGUGGGCCUGUUACUGCAUCAAAAACUAUAUAUGAAGACGAUGAAGGGUUCUUAAUUAUUGUUAGCUUACCCUUCGUGGAUAUACAUAGGGUUAAAGUUACUUGGAGGAACACUGACGCAAAUGGAAUUGUAAAGAUAUCUUGUGUUAGCACAGCCUGUGUGCCAUUUAUUAAGAGGCAUGAUAGGACAUUUAAGCUAACAGAUCCAGCGCCGGAGCACUGCCCUCGGGGGGAAUUUGUCAGGGAGAUUCCCCUUCCAAACCGCAUUCCAGGCGAUGCAAAACUCGAAGCAUAUGGGGAUGAGACAGGCACAAUGCUUGAGAUUAUUGUGCCCAAACUUCGCGUUGGAUCAGAAGAACAUGAGGUCCGCGUAUGCUUUCGCCAUUCUCCAUGGAGUUGAAGAACAUUCUUGACCUGAAACAGGCAUUGGUUUGAAGAUGUGAGUUUGGUUAUAAUAGACUUAUAGUGGUUGGUGCUUCACUGUUUACUAACAUGAUUCAGCAAAGGGAAUUUAUGAAAUUAUAUUGCAUUUUUUCUGUAUUAGAUACCCUUUUUUCUUACUUUUAUACUUUCAAUCUGUGGGUGGUAAUUUCUUC
This is a messenger RNA of Tripterygium wilfordii, 2275 nucleotides long. RefSeq lists its product as uncharacterized. The transcript has 2 exons. The coding region runs from base 601 to 2079 and encodes 492 amino acids. NCBI's taxonomy places the organism in Eukaryota, Viridiplantae, Streptophyta, Magnoliopsida, Celastrales, Celastraceae. The record is from RefSeq and is a predicted model, not a curated record.